This is a messenger RNA of Arachis stenosperma, 3066 nucleotides long. RefSeq names its product receptor-like kinase TMK4. The transcript is spliced from 3 exons. Lineage: Eukaryota; Viridiplantae; Streptophyta; Magnoliopsida; Fabales; Fabaceae. Bases 1 to 2859 code for a protein of 952 amino acids. Gene Ontology annotation, molecular function: ATP binding; protein binding; protein kinase activity. The record is from RefSeq and is a predicted model, not a curated record. Gene Ontology annotation, biological process: protein phosphorylation.
AUGGGUUGUGUGGAGUCUAUCGAUGGUGAUGGUGAUGGUGAAGGUGCAUACAUGUUGAAGCUUAUGAAUGCACUGAAACCCCCUGGCUGGUCCAACACCACCGACAUGUGCGAGUGGAGAGGCGUGACUUGCAACCAUCCAAGUGGAAGGAUUGAAAAGAUCGAUCUCGGUUUACUGUCGCUGACGGGAACAGUUCCUGCAGGCCUCAACGACUCCCUCUCCCAACUCACAUUCCUCGCUCUCUCCUACAAUAAUCUGAGUGGGCCUGUUCCCUCUCUCGCCAACCUCUCUUUCCUCCAAGUAGCGUACCUCGACAACAACAACUUCACCACCAUCCCUCAUGGUUGCUUCCAUGGUCUUACUACUUUGCACUCCUUGAGCUUGAAUAACAAUAGAAACCUCCCACCAUGGAACUUUCCUACCGAUUUGACUGCUCACUCCUCCCAACUCUAUUACCUCGACCUGUCCUCUACAAAUCUCAUGGGCUCCUUACCACCAAACAUAUCCCAUUCCUUCCCAGUUAUGAGCCGGCUUUAUCUCUCUAACAACAACCUCUCCUCCAUCCCUGAGGGUUGCUUCCACAACCUAACCAGUUUGUAUGGCCUCUCUUUGGCCAACAACACCAACCUCCCACCAUGGACCUUCCCCCUCCACUUGACAAACUCCUCCUUUCGACUUGGCAUCCUCUACCUCGAGGCUACGAAUCUUAUGGGAUCCCUACCGAACUUGUCUCAUUUUUUCCCCAACUUGAUAAUUGUUGCUCUCUCCAACAACAACCUUACCUCCAUCCCCCAAAGUUGCUUCCAGGGUCUACCCGGAUUGCUGAGGCUCAACUUGGGAAACAACACCAACCUUGCACCAUGGACCUUCCCCAACUUGACUCACUCCACACAACUGAAAGAGCUCAACCUUGCUGCUACAAAUCUCGUGGACUCCCUACCAGAAAUAUUUGGCUCCUUGCCAAGUUUGCAGACUGUUCUUCUCUCCAACAACCACCUUACUGGGGUCUUGCCAAAGUCUUUCGGAGGAUCUAAGGUUGUCACACUGUAUCUCAACCAUAACAGAUUUUCGGGUACAAUUGAUAUCCUUUCAUCCAUGGUCGACUUGUCUGAAGCUUGGCUUCAGAGAAACUCCUUUGAAGGUCCAAUUCCUGACUUGUCCCGUUCUACAGCUUUGCUAGAUUUGCAACUUGACCACAAUCAGUUGACAGGGGUAGUUUCAGAUUCUCUAGCAGCACUCCCUUCGCUGCAAAGUAUUUCUUUGGACAACAAUUUUUUGCAAGAAUUUAAGUAUCCAAUUCUGUUGGCACGUUCAUGGGGAGGAAAUAAUACCUGUCAAAACUGGAGUUUCAUUGCAUGUGAUGAGAAAAAUAAGAUCAGAAUGGUCAAUUUAUCAAAUCUGAAAUUGACGGGCACGAUCUCACCUGCAUUCGCCAAUUUAACUGAUUUGCGGAAAUUGUAUUUGGAUGGCAAUAAUUUGACAGGUGAAAUACCUGAAAGAUUGACAAGAUUGCCUGAACUUGAAGUUGUGAAUGUCUCUAACAACCACCUUGAUGGAAAUAUUCCCAAAUUCUCACGAAAGGUCAAUUUUAUUGCCACAGGCAAUGAUUUUCUUGUGCUUCCUUCUAAUGGUUCCGACCAUACACCAAGGCCAAUCCCAACUGCUUUGAUUACAGGCUUAUCGGCAGCCAGUGUUGGACUUUUGGUAAUAUGUGUUGUGGUUAUUUACAAAAGCAAGAGGUUACGGAAAAUUAUGUUCAAGAAAACAAUUGUUGAUCGCAAUGUUGAGGAUUUGAUACAAAGUGAUGGGUUUAUGGUGCAAAAACGAUAUAGUUUCUCACAGGUAAAAAAGAUGACCAAUUCAUUUAGUGAGAAACUAGGACAGGGAGGAUUUGGAGUUGUAUAUAAAAGAAGUUUAAGUGAUGGUCGUCAAGUAGCAGUGAAGAUAUUGAAAGAUGUCAAAGGUAAUGAAGUAGAAUUUAAUGGAAAAGAAUUCAUAAAUGAGGUUGCAAGUAUUAAUAGGACAUCUCAUGUGAAUAUUGUCCCAUUUUUAGGAUUUUGUUAUGAGACAAAUAAGAGAGCCUUGAUUUAUGAAUUCAUGCCAAAUGGUUCUUUAGAUAAAUUUAUUGAUGAAAAAGCAUCAUUUAGUGCUGUGUGUAAAUUGGAUUGGAGUAGACUCUACCAAAUUAUAAUUGGCAUUGCUCAAGGACUAGAAUAUUUACAUUGGGGAUGUAGUACUAAGAUUUUACAUCUUGAUAUUAAACCUCAAAAUAUUCUUUUGGAUGUGGAUUUCUGUCCUAAAAUUGCUGAUUUUGGACUAGCUAAAAUAUGCACAAAGAAGGAGAGUAUUGUAUCUCUACAGUAUGCAAGAGGAACAGUGGGAUAUAUUGCACCAGAAGUAUAUAAUCAUGGAGUUUCUCGAGUUUCUCACAAAUCUGAUGUGUAUAGUUAUGGAAAGUUGAUUCUUGAAGUAAUCGGAGGAAAAGAGAAUUAUAAUGAUAAAGAUACACAUACCAGUGAAAUAUACUUUACAGAUUGGAUUUAUAAGGAACUGGAGCAAGAUACUCUUCCAACAAAAUGUCUGACAAAUACAGAGAAUGAAAAUGAUUUGGUAAAGAAGAUUAUUUUGGUAAGCAUAUGGUGUAUACAGAAAAAUCCAUCAAAUAGACCAUCCAUAAAAAGAGUGAUAGAAAUGUUAGAAGGACCACUUGAUUCUAUCCCAUUUCCUCCAAAGCCAAUGUGGUAUUCUCCCCAAGGAUCAAAGUUGCAAUCUCCAGAUAUAGCUGAUGACAAUACACAUGAGACGGAUUCAUCAACUUCAGUUCAGAAUGAUUCCAUCAAUCCAAAUGAGUUUGCCUAAGUCAAUAAAAUUUAUGUAAUUGUUGUAUAAUAUAUUUUUCAUUAUACUCUUGACAUCACUCUUGCUUAGUAUCUCUUUUUCUCAAAUGGUAUGUCUGUGGAGCUAUAAGAACUUAUUGACAUGAGAAAAAUGAAGCUUCUCAUUAUCUUAGAGGCACUUGUAGUUGUAUUUGAGUUGUGUGGUUUGCUUGCUAUAGACUGAAACUAA